AUGGCUUCCGUGAGACAGAUCCAAGGUGAUACAGCUUACCUUCUUCCACCAACCAGGAGAGUGAAGGUCACUGUAUGCAGUUCUAAUUUGGAGGAAAAUGUAUCGGGCCUUAUCCAGCACAUCCAACAAAGACUGCCCGAUGUUGUGGAAAUGGUGGAAUUUAGAUCCCUCCCGUACAACAUCAGCGACAUUGAAAAGUUCGAUUUGAGAGGAAUUGAUGUCCUUCUACUCUGCCACUCCAUGAACAACAGACUAUUAUCAAUAACUGACGUCACAGAUGCGUUGUAUGAUAGAUUCCUGACAAGGGCUAAGAAAUAUUUGGGAACAUGUAAGGUAGGAGUCAUCGCCCAUGACUUUCAAGAAGAUUUUGUUAGAGAGUUUAAAAUGUCUUCUUUUCGCCGCACACAACCUCGGACGUUCAAGUGUGCAUCGCUUGUUUUGAUUGGAGGUCAGCUGUCACGUGAUCAAGUGGAGCUAACCGAGAAACAGCUUGGUGAUGUUAAGCAGUUUUUUUACCAGGCAUCACAUCCAAGUCGCUGGGAAAGGUUUCAUGAAUAG
Molecule: messenger RNA, 558 nt
Organism: Lytechinus variegatus (green sea urchin)
Lineage: Eukaryota; Metazoa; Echinodermata; Echinoidea; Temnopleuroida; Toxopneustidae
Exons: 4
Coding region: 1-558 (185 amino acids)
Source: RefSeq, a predicted model, not a curated record